Messenger RNA from Auanema sp. JU1783, 3735 nucleotides. The record is from the annotation of a GenBank genome assembly. NCBI's taxonomy places the organism in Eukaryota, Metazoa, Nematoda, Chromadorea, Rhabditida, Rhabditidae.
AUGUCUUUUGAGAUUGGCUCACGCAUUAUAACAGAAAAGAAUGGUAAAGGUCGUGUAGCUUUCUUCGGUGCGACUAAAUUCGCAGAUGGAGAUUGGGUGGGAGUCAUUCUUGAUGACCCCAAAGGUAAAAAUAAUGGAACCGUUCAAGAAGUUGCUUAUUUCCAAUGUGAGGAGAAGUAUGGUCUGUUUGUAAGGCCAACACAGAUCAAGUUAGAAGCUGAUAUGAUCAAAACUAGAUCUGGCGGAGCUUUGAAAGCCCCGGCAUCAGUGUUGAAAAGUGCAAAGCCUUCGCCAAAGACAAGUCCGAAAAUGAGUCCAGCAGCAUCAAUGGAACGAAUCGUGAAAGCAACACCAUCGAGAAAAAGUUCAUCAAUAGCUAAAGCUUCCGAUGCGACUGACAAAAAUAAGCGCAACACCCGAGCUUCCACUGCUGAAAAAUCUUCCAUAACGCCUUCAAUCUCCCGGGAAGCUUCAACAUUAUCGCAGUCUGAUGCUCCAUCUAGAGCUAUUCCUGUUAUUCAUGAGAAAGGGUCGCCUAAUUCCGAAACAGUCCAAGCUAGAGUGAGGAAAAUGGAGGAGACCGGAACAGCUUCUUUAUCUUCUCCAAAAACGGAAAUCCCUGAAGAUAUGGAUUUGGCCACUCAGAACGAAUACCUACGAAUGGAAGUUAAAGAUUUGGCAGAAAAAGUAGAAACUCUAAGAUAUAAAUGCAAGGAAAAUCAUGCCAAGCUUCAAGAAUCGGAAAGAAAUCAUGUUCAAUUGCAAUCAUUAAAUGAACUGAAGACUAAACUCACAGAUCAGAACCUUGAGUUAAUACGGCAAGUGGAGGAAGCUAAAAGAGAAGCGGAUGAAAUUCGCGAAUGGCGUAACGUGAACCAGGAACAAAUGAGCAACGCAGCUGAAGAGCUGGAAAUGGCCUUGAUUGAUAAAGAAAUGGCGGAAGAAAAGUGCGAUAUUUUACAGAAAGAGUGUGAUGCUCACAAAGAGAAGGUAGACGAGCUUCAAGCUGAUUUGGAGAUUCUAAGGGAAGAGAUGUCCAGUGGCGGAGGCGCGGCUCCGGAAGGCAACAGUGUACAAAUGAAGCAACUCGAAGCUCAGAACGAAAGAUUGAAGGAAGCAUUAAUCAAGUUGCGUGAUUUACAUGGUCAAGCACAAGCUGAUAUGCAAAUCGCUCAGAAAGAGGCUGAAAUUUUGAGAAGCGAGCAUAGUGAACUUAUUAGGGCUGCUGAAGUCGCACAGAACGUUGCUAGUGAAGCUGAAAAACGGGUUUUGGAUUACAGGGAACAGAUGGAAGCUGCAAUGGGAGCAGAAGAAAUGAUUAUGGCUUUGACUAACAAAAAUAUGGAUAUGGAGGAACAAAUAAGAUCUUUGGAGCAAGAGAAAGAAGAUUUGGAAGCUCUUCGUGAUAUGGACGAACAGAUUGCGGAGGCUCAAAAGCAAGUAGAACGUGAUCUAUUGAAGGAUAUUGAACUACAGCAGAUCAAAUUCACUGAAUUCAUUCAAAAGUUGAAAGAUGAGGAAAAACACAGUGAUGAUCUGAUGGCGACUAUCAUCAAAUUCCGACAGAGAACUACUGAGCUCAAUGAAGAAAUUCAAGAUCUCAAGGAUCAGAUCCUUCGAUAUGAAGAACGGUUAUCUGGAGAACAAAUCGACGAGAAGAACAUUGCGAGCAUGGCUAGUCAACUACAAGUUAAUGCAUCCAGAGCAUUCGUGGAGUCCGUUGAGAGACAGCUUAGUCUCAUUGAUUUGGAAUUUGCUCGGAAACAAGCUGGUUAUCUUAAAGCUUUCCUACCAGAUAAUUUCACCCGUCCUGGAGGUGACAACGACGCCGUGUUAGUGAAUGUCCUGUUUCCUCGUUUAUCUGCCAAAGCUGCUCUGUUUACGAAGCUAGUUGCUGAAAGAUUCCCUGGUGUUCCUGGAGGGAUUCGUCGAGAGCAUGUCACCAAAUCUCAUAAGGCAGAGCAAUGGGCUCAAUCUGCUCGUGUUAAUCAUAUGUGUAGUGCAUUGAUUUACAUAUGCGGACAGUUUGAGAGUGCCAUCCAAUGCAUGACGAUUGAACAGUUAGCUAAACUAUCUCAACUACAAUCUGAAAUGUCUAUUCAUGAAAAGUCUGUCGAUUCCUUUAUAGAAUUAUUGAGACAAGGAAGAUUUGAUGAGAAUACUUCUCUUGAAAAUCUCGAGAAAGCUGUCAUGUAUUUCCAAAAUGUUUUCUCUAUUCAUGUUGGUGGCGACGAGUUCGAUGCUGCUAAAUACGUUUCUCUCGUAUGCAAACAUAUAAUGGCUGGUACAGAUUGGGCUAAAGUUAAUACUCAGAGAAUCCUAUUUUUCUUAUUGGAGGGAAAUGAGGAGAGUGACGUGUUCAAUGUUAUCACCAAUAUUGAAGGUGAUUUAGAAAGGUUCAAGCAAUUAGCUAUUAGAGCUAGCAAACGUGUUCCGAAUGAUCGCAAAUUGAGACUUUUACCUGAGUUCUCGGAUGAUAUUCAAGCUAUUGUUUCGAACAUGAAUAGGUUCGGGUCAUUGUUACACGAAGCUUCUAGUAUUGCAAGUCUUCAAAUAAUCAUAAACCCAGAACCUAACGGAUUCGAAGCUGGACGUUUAAAAGAAAUUAUUCAUGGAGUUGUUGAGAAGUUUAAUGGCUCAAUAACAUUAGAGAAAGCAUUCGAACCAGUACAGAAACUCACAUCAACCAUUUUCAAGAAUAUGGAGGAUAUUGUGAAUAUUCUUGACUCUGGCUCAAUGGAAGAACCUGAAAACAAAGAUAAGAAAUCCAAAGUUUAUCCGGCUAUGUUGGAGAGAGCCCACCAAAGAAAACAAGCUGCAUCAGAAGCAGAAGGAUUACGUUGGCAAUUGGAGAAGAAAGAUGCCGAAAUUCUUGAUCUCAAGAAGAAUAUAAAGAGCAGACUUGAAGAUAUCAGCAAUUAUAAGCUGCGCUUAGAAAUGGCUGAAGCUCGGAUGGAUUCAUCUGGAAAACAGGAGAACGCGAAGUCCCAAUUGCUUGAAACUAAGAUUGAUCAAUUGAAUUCUGAGCUCAAGAAAAAAUCUAUCGAGUACGAUGAGGCUCUGGAUACCAUGAGCAAAGAGCUCAAGAGUUUGGAGAAUGAAAACGAAGAGUUGAAGAAGAAUCACAAAAAUAUUGCCAAGAGAGUUUUGCUUCAGAAUAUUCAAACUAUGGAAAGCAGAGCUGCGACGUCGUCUUCAAGUUUGGUCAACACCCCCAUAUCUAAUGUCGGUAAAGCUGAGCUUAACUUGCUGGAGCUUCAGCUCUCUGAGUGUCAGUCAUCCCUACGUGCUACUGUUCUGGAAAACGUCAAGUUGAAGAGUGAAAUUGCCAACUUGAAUAACCCAGGAGGUGUGCUCCAAGUGCCUGAUUGGAUUACGGGACCAGAAACUUUACGUGCCUCUUCUCGUGAUGAUGUACUUAGUCAAAUAACUAGAGAAGCAGAGCAACUGAAAAGAGAUGAACUUCUGUAUAUGGUGUAUAUCCCAGACUUAUCACUUCCCAAAAACAAAAGAGAUGAACUUGAAACUCAGUUCGAGAAAGAAAAGCAAUUAUAUAACGACAGAGUGGAGACGCUACGAUGCAGACUUAGAAGGUACUGGGAUGAGAGCUGUCCAGGAGAAUCGUUCCCCAGUGGAAGCUUUGGCUUUGAACCGGAACCAGUACAAUCAACGGUAUUGGAAUCGGAGGAGCCUAGUUUCAACAGUGUUCUGUCCAGUUGGGGAAUCAAAGUUUAG